Messenger RNA from Diorhabda carinulata, 3660 nucleotides. Its product is annotated as prominin-1. Bases 132 to 3053 code for a protein of 973 amino acids. The transcript is spliced from 23 exons. Gene Ontology annotation, cellular component: membrane. Lineage: Eukaryota; Metazoa; Arthropoda; Insecta; Coleoptera; Chrysomelidae. The record is from RefSeq and is a predicted model, not a curated record.
AUGUUUCGAGGAAAUAUUUGCAGUUACGGCAAUUGUUCGAAGUAAUUCCGUGAAGUUUAUGGAGCGAAUUCGUGAAAUUUUUGGAGGAAACUUCAGGACUUCGAAGUAUUUAACUAAAUAGAAAAUCGAAUAUGAAUUCGAUUUUGUUUUAUGUUAUGAAAACCGUUUGGAUUUCGUACGUGAUUUUUUCGAAAGUUGCGGCUAAUAAUGCGGAUAAAACCGAUACGAAAUGUGAAAUCGAUCGAUGUCGUAAUUUGAAAACUGUAAAUCAAAAUGUUAAACCUGUUUCGAUGGUAACACAUUCUUGGAUGUCGUCGAAAGACGCAACAGAUACGGUCAGAAAUGGAAAAAUCACAAAUAAAAAUAUCACAAAGUACUUUACUGGAAAUUCCGAAUUACCUUUUCUCGAAAUCCCCAAGGGCGACGAUAUGCGCAUUCAAGAAUUAAGACUGGAUGAGGAGUAUUUGAUAUUCGGAGCGUUUUCCAUUCUAAUGGGGUUUUUACAACCCCCCGGAUUUCCUCUAGAUUUGCUUCGCGAAACCCUCAACCAACGAAUACCACGAUAUCUAUUAGUUUUACAGGUCUUUAAAAUGGAUAUAAUAUUUGUCGUCUGGAUUAUAAUUUGGAUCGUACUGUCGUUAUGUCUUCCAAUAGCUACAAUCACCCAAGUUUUUUGUCAUAAAGACGUUCAACGUUUAGAAGAAGUUUCUUCCAUUGGACCCCUCCGAUUCGUUGAAAAAUGUACAAAACGUUUCUUGGAAUAUUCAUUGCAUGUACUGCUAUUUUUAUUAAUUCCUACGAUCGUCGUGAUUCUUGCUGCCAACGAACAAAUCUCAAAAUCGAUCACGAAGUUUCCUCUAGCGACAAAUAUCUUUUACGAGGACGUCAACGCGUUCGUACGUAAUACUCAAAUGCAAAUAUCUUUUGUAGUAUCCUCUUCUUUCGAUAUAGCGAUUAAAGGCAUCAAAAACGAUAUGGAAGACGUAAUGGAUCUUCUUGGACGACCGUAUCAACAAGAGCUCGCCGUCGAAGCCGGGAUCGAUUUAGCAUUGAUAAAACUUGACGAACUAAGACUAAUCACGUCGAAGGUAACAUCAUCGGUAUCGGAUGUUUUGUUGGAUUGCGAAAACGCUAAAAAUGCUACAAAUAUAUUACGAGAAAAGUUGGAUGAAAUUUCGCAUCAAAUAAACGUAGCGAUUCAACGAUGUAAUUCCAAAGAUAGAAACGUUUGUUAUACUUUACAAAACACCGGAUUCGAAGUGAUUUUCACCGUACAAAACAUAACAGACGAUCCAAAAAUUAAACAUUUGAAUACAUUGUCACGAGAGGACGCUUUCAAUAUUAGCAUAGAUAAAGUUCGGAAAAACUUUGACUCAAUUCCGGAACAAAUUGUUUUAGAGACAACUUCCUAUAUAAAAGACGCGAGGGCCAUUCUCAACAGGAAAAGAACUCGAGUGAACAAAUCAAUUCAAGCUUUAGACGUCCUAGCGAGGUCCUUGUCAGAUAUGAUGUCACUUAACCAAAAAUCCAUUUCAACAGCCGUGCACGACAUCAUCAAAUAUGAUUUCUGGAGAUGGGUAACUAUUCUCGGUGUAACUUUUUCGAUUUCGGUUGUAUGGGGUGUGAUUUUAUGCGGAGCGCCGUGCGGAUGCGGCGUUACUUCGAAAACAACGACAUUCUUAAUAACCGGUGUUGGUAUUUCUAGUUUCGCCGUUUUAUUAACGUGGGCGAUGGGAUCGUUUUCAGCAUUAAUAGGUGGUCAUAUUAAAUGUUUAAUAUGUAAUCCUCUAUACGAUUCACCAAAUUAUACAGUAUUAGGAAAAUUAUUUGAUACCGAAGGUAUAUUGUAUAAAAAAAGUAUUUUCGAAGAUUUUACAGAUAAUAACGAUACUAUCGAAGUGAAUAACGUAUUGAAGCAUUGUCAAAUGGAUUACACGGUGUACCAGACAUUUCACUUGAAUAAUACGAUAAAUAUCGAUGAAAUUGUAAACUACAAACAAUGGGAAGAUCUGACGGUUUUAUUUACGAAUUUUACAAAAGGAAAAUGUAAUUUGGAGAUACUCAAUCCUAUUCUACAACUCAAUUUACAAGGUUUGUUAAACGCGACGACGGUAAAUUUAACUUCGUAUAGGAUGCAAACGUCAUCUUCAAUAACGAAGAAAGAUCUAAAUACAUUCGCCGAUCAAUUGAAUCAUGUGGCGAGACAAAUAACGGACGCCGGUAGUUCGAGGAAGAUCGAAAACGUCGCGUUCGCAAUUAGGAAAAUCAUUCGGAACGAAAUGAGAAAUUUGUUGGAAAUCAGAAAUGGGAUUUUGUAUAAAAUAACCGCUUUGGAAGUUAUGAUGCCGUCUUUGAAUGAGCGAGUCGUUGAUUCGUUGGAACAUUUGAAAAAAGUACAGUACCAUCUCGAUACGGGGGGAUCACAAAUUGCGGAAAAAGUUAGGACUCUGUUCGUUAAACGAUUGACUAGAUACUUGGAGGAUCUUUUCAAUUACGUCAGGAAAAAAGUAACUAAAGAAAUAGGAAAGUGUCGGCCGCUUUGGGAAAUUUUUCACUCUAUUCGUUUCUACGUUUGCAAGCUAAUUGCAGAUCCGAUGAAUGCCAUCGCCUUUUCAAGUUUUUUCGUAAUUGUAAUUUUCCUCGCACUAGCCCCUGUAGUAUUAAAUAUAAUAAAUCAUUAUAAAACAUCCGAUUGCGGUUCAUCUUCUUCGUCCCAAAGUAACGGUUUAUUGGACGAAGUAAACGUUUGGGUUUCUCCGGUCUCUGGAACUCCUCCAGAGAUGCAAUUAGUUGAAAGUGUAGCACCUGUACCCUACGAAACAUCCACUAAUGCAACAUGGAGAAGCCCCACACUCCCCAGACCUCCUACUAUUUCGUCGCGUAUACAAUCAAUCAGGAUACCGCAGAUUUCAACUAUAACAAAAACGAGUAAAAUGUCAGCAAUCUCAUCAAGGAUAUCAAAAACGAGGGGCCGUCGAAAUUACGAAUCCUUAAAAUUGGUAGAACCAAUACGUUGGAAAACAGGAUCUACAACUCCAAAAAGUUGGAUAUGACGAUAAUAAACAAUCCCAACUGAAUAAUUACGUCACAUCCCCCCACAUUAUGUAAUACUCAUAAAUGGGCGGUUUCUAAAAGAAGAAGGCGUUCCGACUAAGUGAAACAAAUAAUCUAUCGUUCUCUCUCUCUCUCUCUAUCUAUCUCUUUCCUCGGAGGUUCCAGCUCGAUUCUGCGCGUACUUAAGCAUGCGCAGUAUAGAUAAAGAAAAUGAAUACUGUCGAAUGUCGUUUUUUCCCAUAAGAACCGUCCAUUUAUGUACGUCACAACCAUAAAGAAAAAACAAUAAAAUGUCGGUUAGCAGGAACAAAAAUUAAACAAUUUACGGAUCUGAAUUUGAAAAUAAAAUUAUAACUUAUAAAAAGCUAUCAGUGUUUUUAUAGUUUUUUUUUUCACGUAGUAAAUCAAAAUAUGUUAGUUUGAAACAAAUUGUUUGAAGUAGUACAUUAAAAUUACGAAAGUAAAAAAGCUGAUGUUCACUUUUUACAUCUCGAUAGUAUCCCUGGAUGGGUAAUAAAUUUUUCAAUCCCUCACUCCCAUUUCCUUCGUCCUUAGAGAAAUUUAUCGCCCAUAUUUUAAUCUAUAGGUGUCAAUAUAAAAACGGAG